Molecule: messenger RNA, 2208 nt
Organism: Pangasianodon hypophthalmus (striped catfish)
Lineage: Eukaryota; Metazoa; Chordata; Actinopteri; Siluriformes; Pangasiidae
Product: aminoacylase-1
Exons: 15
Coding region: 397-1659 (420 amino acids)
Biological process (GO): amino acid metabolic process
Cellular component (GO): cytoplasm
Molecular function (GO): aminoacylase activity
Source: RefSeq, a predicted model, not a curated record
UCGCGUCCGUUAAUAAACAAACAGGAGCUCAAAUCAGGACACUACCGCCCUUAAUAGUAUGACAAACUAGUACGCGUGGAAAUAGACUAUAAAAAUGCAACACAAGCUCCAUUUUGUGUUUCUGAGUUUUGUCCUUCCUUAGCAUCGACAUGUUUAGCCGUGUGUUUUGAGGCGUUGUGGUGGACGCAGGGGAAAAGUCUGUACACUAGCGUACUACUUAGUAUGCGAAAAUAGUGCGCUUUGUGGGAAGUUGUGUUGCGAAACUGUGAGAUAAAAUUUCAGCUUGUUUUCAUCCUGAAGGAUUUCACAAGUCAGCUGGUGGAAAGUGAAUUUAUUCUCCUCAUCGAGCAAACCUGAGCAGCUCCUGCUGGUUAAUCAUCUCUGAGAGACGGCGGCAUGUUGCCUGAUCAGGAUGGACAGAAUGCUGGAGGAGGAGGAGGAGGAGGAGGAGCGAGUGAAGAUCCCUCCGUUUCCCUUUUCAGGGAAUAUCUCCGUCUGAAGACGGUCCAUCCGGAACCGGACUACGAUGCUGCCCUCAGGUUCCUCGGCAGGAUUUCAGAGGAACUGGGUUUGCCCAUGAAGAAAGUGGAGGUGUGUCCUGGUAGAGUAGUGACCAUCCUGACUUGGACAGGCACGAAUCCCGCGCUGAAGUCCAUCCUUCUCAACUCUCACACCGACGUCGUUCCUGUGUACCAGGAGCACUGGAAGUACGACGCCUUCGCCGCUGUGAAGGACGCUGAGGGGAACAUCUAUGGCAGAGGAUCCCAGGACAUGAAGUCGGUCACUAUACAGUAUAUCGAAGCAAUUCGACGUCUGAAGGCUGCGGGGAAGACGUUCCCUCGCACCAUCCACCUGAUGUUUGUCCCAGAUGAAGAGGUCGGAGGUCAGAAAGGAAUGGAGGUGUUUGUAAAGCGCCCUGAAUUUCACAAGCUCAACGUCGGCUUUGCCUUGGAUGAGGGUCUGGCUAAUCCCACAGAAGCCUUCACAGUGUUUUAUGGAGAGAGGAAUCCUUGGUGGGUGACUGUUCGGUGUCCAGGCAGUCCGGGUCACGGCUCCAGGUUUGUGGAAAACACAGCUGCUGAAAAACUGCACCGGGUCAUUAAUUUGUUCCUGGACUUCAGAGAGAGAGAGAGACAGCGGCUUAAUACGAGCGAGUGUUUCACUCUGGGUGACGUCACCACUGUGAACAUGACGAUGGUGAGAGGGGGCGUGGCUUACAACGUCAUACCCGCUGAGAUGGACGUCAGCUUCGACAUUAGAAUCCCACCCACUGUCAAUCUGCAGGAGUUUGAGGAGCAGAUUAAGGCUUGGUGUAAGGAAGCGGGCGAUGACGUCACGUACGAGUUUGCGCAGAAAGGUAUGAAUCAGAACACUACGUCCACAGAGGACAGCGACCCCUGGUGGACAGCGUUCAGCUCCACAUGCAAGUCCCUGAACAUGACGUUAAAGAAGGAGAUUUUUCCCGCUGCCACAGACAGCCGCUUCAUCAGAGCCGCUGGUCUUCCUGCGAUCGGGUUCUCGCCGAUGAACCGCACCCCCAUCCUGCUGCACGACCACAACGAGUUCAUCAGCGAGAGCGUGUUCCUCAAAGGCAUCCACGUCUACGAGACCCUCAUCCCUGCUCUCGCCAGCGUGCCCACCCUGACCACUGAGGCCUAGACACACACACACACGCACGCACACACGCACGCACACACACACACAUUACACUAGUCUUUCUCUCUAUUAAAGCAUCCUGGUGUUUUACACUUCCAGCUGCUCUUCAUCUCUCCACUCGAGUUUUUUUUAACACCAAAGAGCUGAGGGAACUCGUCCCGUACGAGACCUCGGCCUCCUCCUUGCACGUGCUUCUGAUCCAGCCACUCAGGAUUCUGCAAGUUAAAUCAGAAAUAAUAACCUCAACGCUACACUGCUGCAGCCUCGGCGUGGUGUCGCUCUGUUGCAGUGACACUCGUUCGUCUUAGUGAAGAGCAUGAAGUCUUAAAUCUGAAUAUCAGUGAGAUCAUGAGGGAGCUCAGUGUGUUUUAACGAGGACGCUCAUGAAAUGAUGAAGCCACUUAUAACCUUGAAUUAGAAGUAGGACAUCUCUGAUUUACUGAUGUUUACAAUCACUUAGCUGCGUACUCGAUGAUGUGUUGAUUUGUACUUGAUGUCACAAGGUUGAUUUAUAUGCAUAUCUUAAUUAUUAAAUAUUUUAAAACCUCAAAA